GCAGGACUGUGACCGCUAAAGUUUGCUUACUUGCACCUUAAAAAGGGGAGAUAUAAAAAAACGCCCACACAAAGCUUUUUCUCUGGUGGUAUAAAUAAUGUAACAAUUUUCUGUUUUUAAACAUUAAAAUAAUAUACACUUUUCGUUCAUAGUUCUUCAACAGGUACAAUCAAACAUAAUAGGUAAGUAUCCACAAAAGUAUUCAGCUAAACAAAAAAAGCAAUGUUCAAAAUAUCAAAAUCAAUAAACCCAUAAAUACAGUGCUUAACAAGGACAAUUUGUCCCUCCUCCUCGUCAAUUCCCUGCCUUCUUCAUCACAGUUACUUUAUACAUUGCAUGCCACAUAAAUAACCCAAUUUAGCUAUUUCUGAACAAUAUCCCAAUUUCCAAUUAGCAUUAGUCUAAAAACUAAAUAUAAUUCAGAAAACACUCGACAUAUCAACAAAACAUAAACAGAACAUCUCCCCAAACACAUAUCAAGGUUAUUUAAAAACUUUGAAAGCAUAAACACUCAUUCAAAGUCGCUGGAAAAGGAAGACGUAAAUAACCAUAACCGUUCCCGCCUCCUCAGCACGAGCUAACCGAUAAAUCUAACACACCAAGAGAGGCGGGACUUAAGGCAGAACAGCCAAUCAUCAUCCGGUCACACUCAAAGCCGGUGUUCUGAUUGAGUGGGAGGGGAGAGGAGAGGAAGCAGCCGCAUCGAGCGCAGACACAGAGCGGACAGAGAAACGCUGGAGUGACUGCUGUAAGGCGUUUUGUAAAAACUGCUGAAAAACUGCAAAAAAAGUGCGGGUGUUUAACCCUUUCACCGGGAAAAGUGUGGGUGUUAAAACACCCACAUCCCCCACGGUUGCGACGCCCCUGCUGAUUACAAAUUCAAUAGUGUGGUUAGAUUACUGUACAAAUUACUCUCUCCAAAAAGUAUCUAGUUACUUAUUACUAAUUACUUUCUAUAUCCUUAAUCAACCUUUUUAACCUGAUUAGUUAAGUGAUUCAAGGAUGGACAUGAAACGGCUUACUUAAUUAAUUCAAAAUAUUAUUAUUAUUAAACGGCAUAAAGUAGUAUUAAAUGACUUAAGUAUAACAAAUGUGAGAAUUAUACAUUAAAGCACUGAUUUUAAAGUAAGACUUUUGAUGUCAAUUCCAACAUUGCACACACGUUACACAAUGUAUUUAGUGUAAAUACAUCAAAAGUAACUAAUUAAAUUACAGCAAAAACAAGAGUAAUCCCUGACUUUACUUUUCCAAGGGAAAUGUAAUUAAAUUACAGUAACUAAUUACUUAGUAACUAGUUACACACAACACUGGUCUUGAGUUUAUUUGUUAGACAUUGCUUGCCUUCACAAAUUAUGCUAAUAGUUAAAGCUACAAUACAAUAGUAUAAUAUAUGAGAACAAAUACUUUUUAACUUCAAAUGUUUUCAUUAUUUUACGCCAUUUUAAUAGGGAAUAUUGACCACUGUUAACACUUGUGUAGAUAUAAACUCGUCCUAAACCCCCUCCCCUCACAUUCUAUAAAUAUCCCAUCUGAUGAGCGUCUACACCGCUUGUGUUCCACACCCGUACACUCUCACACAAUAAACACACCUUCUGUAUCAUUAUUUAUUAUUGUCGUGUGAGAUAUGAGCGAGUUUCGGUCAGUUCUGGGUUUACCGGAGGAAGGUCCGGAGCUCAAGGAGGAGGCAAAACAACUGAAGGCGAGAUUUCUGGAAGCCUUAAAAUGCAACAAUGCAGCCGAGGUGGCGAAAAUCCUCCGCACGACCAGCGUUGACAUAGACACCGUGUUUGACGUGGAGGACCGCAAUAUGACACUUGCCUCGUAUAAGCAAGGUUACUGGCUACCCAGUUAUAAGUUGGAGUGUUCCUGGGCAAUGGGUCUUCACGUAUGUAUGAUGUACAAUUCAUUAGAGAGUGCCGUGGUCCUCCUGCAGAAUGGGGCGGCAGUCAAUAAGAAACCUAAUGGAAAGACCCCUCUGCAUGUGGCCUGUACAGUGUCUAAUUCUGACUGUGUGGGACUUCUGCUGGAAUGGGGGGCAAGAGUCAACAGCAUGUCCCUGAGUGGACAUGCCCCUUUACACUACUGCGUUACGCAAGAGUCUUUGGACUGUGCCAAAUUGCUUAUUCUCAAAGGCGCAAACAUCAACAUGCCCAGCGAUGAGAACCAGGACACUCCUCUGCACACAGCGGCCCGCUUCGGUGUACCUGAGCUGGUGGCUUUCUACACUGUCCAAGGAGCUGAUGUCAAUGCAGUCAACACCCACAUGGAGACACCUCUUAUCACCGCCGCAUUCUGGGCCAUGGACAUGCGUGAACAUAUGUACAGUGAGGACCACCAUCUCGUUUGCAGGAUCCUGCUGGACCACAACGCUAACCUGCACUUACAUGAAGAAGACAAGAAAACCGCCCUGCACAAAGCUUGCUGGAACUGUGAUCACGUGCUUAUACAGAUGUUGCUAGAGGCUGGUGCCAAACCUCAAACUAUGGAUAUCAAUGGAUGUGGGGCUAUUCAGUAUCUUCUGAAGGUAACGCAGAAUCGGCAGUGGGCCAUUCCUGAACGCUGCUUUCAGCUGCUUCUCAACUACGGAGCACCCAGAGUUUAUCCGCCCCAGUUUCAUAAGGUGUUGCAGGCAUGCCAUGACUACCCCAGAGCCGUGGAGGUGAUGGUGAAUUCUUAUGAACACGUAAAGUACACGAAAAAAUGGAGGACAGCUAUUCCUGAACCUGUAUAUGAGCGGCACAAGGAUUUCUACGACUCCUUGUUUGCCGUAUGUACCAACAAUCCACGCGCUCUACAACAUCUGGCAAGAUGCGCUAUACGUUCUGCAAUGUCCAGUCGCUGCCAACAGGGUGUCCAGGAACUCAGUCUUCCUCCAUCGGUGAAAAAAUACCUGCUUCUGGAGCCUGUAGGAAUCAUAUACUGAUAUCUGACUUAAGGCUAUAAUACACUACAAGAUUUUUGCACUGAUUUUCAGUCUGGACUUGUUGCAGAAAGUCUGCGCCAGUCUGCAGAUUUGAUCAGUUAGUGUGUUUCUAUCUGAAACUUUCUGUCUUGUAUAUGAUGUCUAGUUUAAACAAAAUCUGUUCAGAUUUUAAAAGUCUUGUAGUGUAAUCCAGACAUUAUAAAGACAUACGGCUACUCCGUUACAACACCAAGAGUUUAGUGGAACAUCAUGGUAGCCAUUCCAUAUAAUUCCAGUGUAAAUGCAGAUGUGAUAUUAAACAGAAACAUAUUUAGUUUUCAAAUAUGCCAAGCAUGAUUUUUUAUUGCUAAAUAUAAUACAAAUGUAUAUUGUGACGCAUGUAUAAAUGUAUGCAUGACGAGCCUUUGACCAUCGAUGUGUAAUAGUGAUUGUAGUUUAUCAGCUCAGUUUAUUUUUUCUAAACCCCUUUCACAACUGUUAUCACACUUUUGAAAAACUAGUGUAGACUCCAAACAAAUAAUUAUUUAUAAACAGAUUUAGCGGAUCUUUCUUUUUUAAUUCUUCACUGAUUUUAAUGAGAAAUAUGUGGAUUUAAUCAUUAAUCAAUCUCUGUACCCCACACAAUGUCAUCUGGAUGCAUUUUCUAUGCAGCAGACAACCUGUUUCCACUCGUUCUCUACAGAGAAAAGGAGAUAAAACUAAGAAAAAGCCAGUAACAUGUGUAUCUCGAACACUGAAAUACAGCCCGACAUUCAGGGUUUGCCCUUGCUGUGUACGAGAUUAUACCACUAAACUAGUAAAUAUAAAAAUAUUAUAAAGAGUUCAACAAGUGUGCAUAGUACUUCUCAAUGGAUAUUAGAAACUAGAAGGCAGUUGUUUGGCUUUGAGAUGGGGGACAUUGUGUGGAUGACUGACAGGUCAGGCGGUGCAGUUACAGCUCCUGAAAUAGCACUGUGUUUUUAGACGGGGACGGGUGUCAGAGACACAAUCUCAAGUGCUGUCAGGAGAGAGUGGUAGACAUGCUAAAGUAAAGAUAGAUCAUUUUGUUCCUGUAACUACAGCCCGGGAACACACAGAGGUUUUUUGCCAGGAAUCUUGCCCUUCAAGCAAUAAUAAAACUUUAACUCAAUAAUAACUUAUUUGUAUUGUAACAACUGAAUAAUCCGCCCAAUUAGCAAACAUCCGUUUUGAAUGAUUUGAUUGACAAAGAUAAAA
This is a messenger RNA of Triplophysa dalaica, 4138 nucleotides long. It is a transcript of the gene asb4, whose product is annotated as ankyrin repeat and SOCS box containing 4. Bases 1625 to 2923 code for a protein of 432 amino acids. NCBI's taxonomy places the organism in Eukaryota, Metazoa, Chordata, Actinopteri, Cypriniformes, Nemacheilidae. Gene Ontology annotation, molecular function: protein binding. Gene Ontology annotation, biological process: intracellular signal transduction. The transcript has 5 exons. The record is from RefSeq and is a predicted model, not a curated record.